Molecule: messenger RNA, 1128 nt
Organism: Protopterus annectens (West African lungfish)
Lineage: Eukaryota; Metazoa; Chordata; Ceratodontiformes; Protopteridae
Gene: GSTK1
Product: glutathione S-transferase kappa 1
Exons: 8
Coding region: 363-1043 (226 amino acids)
Biological process (GO): glutathione metabolic process
Cellular component (GO): peroxisome; mitochondrion
Molecular function (GO): glutathione peroxidase activity; glutathione transferase activity
Source: RefSeq, a predicted model, not a curated record
AUACGGAGGAAGGUUAAUUUAAUUGGUACUCCAAACAUACGCUUUCUCAUCUUUAACAAUUUGGCAAUGUUCUUCAACUCAGUUAUUUGAAUUUCUAAAGCACCUUGGAGCUCAACUAUGAUCCUUUGAGGACAGUGACGUGUAAUUACACGAGUUGUCAUGUAGAUGGCAGCUACUCGUCUAAUGAGUUAGUUGUACAGAAGUGUAGCAAAGAAAAAUGUAAGGUCAGUCACACUUGAACCAUUUGUACGUGUUACUUGUCUGUGCUCUAAGCACUUGAACCAUUUGUACCUGUUACUUGACUGUAUAAGAACUUGACUCUCUUUGCGCCAGACGCACCUUUUUAAACUAACAGGACAAGGAUGGCGGCCUCCGGAAAGCUGCUGGAACUUUUCUAUGAUGUGGUAUCUCCCUAUUCCUGGCUGGCAUUUGAGGUACUUUGUCGCUAUCGAAAUGUUUGGAAUGUGGACCUCCGUCUGCGACCUGGCUUCCUAGGAGGACUCAUGAAUUUAUCUGGAAACCGUCCGCCUGCAAUGGUCCCUCUGAAAGGACUCUACAUGGUAAAGGAUAUAGACAGAUUGGCACAGUACUGCAAUGUGCCUCUUCGGCAGCCUUCUGACUUUUUUGGGUCCGUCAUAGAAAAAGGUAGCCUGCAAGCAAUGCGUUUUGUCACAGCAGUUGAAAUGAAACACCCUGAGUUUGUUGAAUCCGUUUCCAGAGAGCUGUGGAUGAGGAUCUGGUCUCGGGAUGAAGAUAUCACUCAGCCUGAAAGUUUGCUUGCGGCAGCAUCUAAAGCUGGAGUUCAGCCCCAACAUGCAAAAGAAUUGUUGGGCAUGAUCUCAAACCCAGAUGUGAAAAACAGACUAAAGCAGACCACGGAUGAAGCAGCGAAGCAUGGGGCCUUUGGGAUGCCAGUAAUUGUUGUGCAUGUGGAUGGAGUCCCACAUAUGUUCUUUGGCUCUGACCGUUUUGAACUGAUUGCGUACUUGCUGAGAGAGAAGUGGUUUGGUCCUGUUCCUUCAAGAAAUGCACCCAAACUUUAACAGGCAGAUGAAAAUUCAAAGUCACAGACAAACAUUUUAUGAACAAACGUAAAUAAAUAAAAAUAAAAUUAAAUGUUAAAAUAUU